This is a messenger RNA of Panicum hallii, 1288 nucleotides long. RefSeq names its product GDSL esterase/lipase At1g28600-like. The transcript has 4 exons. Lineage: Eukaryota; Viridiplantae; Streptophyta; Magnoliopsida; Poales; Poaceae. The record is from RefSeq and is a predicted model, not a curated record. Gene Ontology annotation, molecular function: hydrolase activity, acting on ester bonds. The coding region runs from base 15 to 1124 and encodes 369 amino acids.
UCGUGACGUUCUCAAUGGCGAAAGUUUCACGUCCUCCUCCGGCCGUGGCGCUCGUCCUAGUGCUAGUAGGCCUCGUCGCCGCCGUCGCAGAUGCCGCGGCCGGCCCGCGCGGCCUUACGUGCUACACCCGCGUAUUCGCGUUCGGCAACUCGCUCACCGACACCGGGAACGCGGCUAUCUUCCCGGCGACCGCCGGCGGCCCGUUCGCCCGGCCGCCGUACGGGCAGACCUACUUCGGCCAGCCCAGCGGUCGGGCCUCCGACGGCCGGCUCAUCAUCGACUUCCUAGCGGAUGAGCUGAGGGUGCCACAGCCGACGCCGUAUCUCGCCGGCAGGACGGCCGCCGACUUCCUGAACGGGACCAACUUCGCUGUGGGCGGCGCGACGGCACUCGACCAGGCCUUCUUAGCGAGCAAGGGGAUCAUGUCGUUCGUGCCGAUCUCUCUCAGCAACCAGACGAGCUGGUUUCAGAACGUCCUGCGGCUACUCAACUCAUCAUCAGUCUACGAGCAGCGCAAGGUCAUGGCGAGCUCGGUCUUCUACGUCGGCGAGAUCGGUCUCAAUGACUACUUCUUCGCACUAAACAGCAACUCCGUCGACGUUGCCGUGAGCCUGGUGCCACACGUCAUCGGCGCCAUCCGUUCUGCCCUGACCGCCAUGAUCGCUGCCGGAGCGAGGACGGUGGUGGUCACGGGGAUGCUGCCGAUCGGCUGCGAGCCCCAGCAGCUCGCCCUGUUCCCGGGCGGCCCGGGCGACUACGACCCGGCCACCGGCUGUAUCGCGCGGUUCAACGAGGUCGCCGAGCGGCACAACCUCGCGCUGAGGGUGAUGCUCGGGGAGCUCCGGCUCGCCCACCCCGGCAGGCCCCUCAGCUACGCCGACAUCUACCGCGCCGUCACCCGCGCCGUCGCCUCCCCCACCCUGUACGGAUUCGGCGGCAUGCCGCUGGCCGCGUGUUGCGGCGGCGGUGGCGGCCCCUACAACUUCAACUUCACGACGUUCUGCAGCGCGCCGGGGUCGGCGGCAUGCGCCGACCCGUCCAAGUCCAUCUCCUGGGACGGGAUCCACUUCACCGAGGCGGCCAACAGGUUCCUCACGCGCGCCAUGCUAAAGGGACUGCUGUGACGUACGCGUGCGUCCAUCCAUCCAUCACUCGAGUGUUGUGUCACGGAUAACGCGUGGACAUGGAAUGGAAUAAUCCACGUGUUAUGGUCAAUAACAGCAUACCAAAUGAUAAAUAAUUUAAUACGCUAAAUAAUAUCAAGCAACAAAAGAAACGAUCGGCCAUA